AUGCGUGGCCCAGUGAUCAACAUGAGUUGGGAGAUUGUUCCCCACCCCACAUCACUAUAUAACUCGCACUCUGACUUGCUACUUGAUGAAAAAUGCUUUCGGGCCACUCGUCGUCUAGUUUUGUUGCUGUCAUUGUUUGGUCAUGGAGCGGUGAGGUCCCACAAGACGGGGGAUCCAACAAGGCUGGACCCCAAGCAAGAAGUGACGAGGGCACGGAAGAAGGAUCCAAUGACAAAGCAUUCCGGACACAGCAGGAAGCAGAUGAUGAAAAAGCCAAGGAUAAAAUUCAAAAGGCUAGAGCUGAGGCGGCUGGCUGCCUUUGAAGAAGAGCAGCGCCAAUGGCUACUGGAGAUGAAAGAGCAAGAGGCUCUUGAUGGCAGGCACCUCUCCAAGACACGGAGGACCAGCAAGGACAGUAAGGGGGCCGGUGAGAUCCGAGACAGCAAGGAGGCGAAAGACUCACAAAGCGCCUCUAAUGGAGGCAAGCAGGAAGAAGAUGAACUCUCUCCGCAAGAAAGGCGAAGAAAGGCCAAAGAGGAGCAAGCAGAGAAUGAGCGCCUCCGUUUACGGGAGGCGGCGGCUUUGAUGGCGCAGGAGAAGCAGAAGGCUCAUGAGAGACGUAUGAUGGACCAACGUGGCACCUUCAAAGUGGUUGGCAGCGACAUCAACGGCUUGUCAAAGACAAGGGUGGAAGAUGACGAGGCAGCAAAUUCAAGGACCGCCUCGCAGGCAAGUUCAUCACGUACGACAUCGAAGGACAAAAAAUGCGAUUCCCUCGAGCCUGCUUCAUCUGGGAAUGGGCUGUUUCGCGGAGCAGGCUCUGCAAUAGCUGGAUCUGCGUCAACGCCAUUGAUGGGACUGCGGCCAGGCAGUGGCGGCAGCUCCUCUGAGAAGGGCAGUGUGCUUAGCAAUUCACCUGCCGUGCCUCCUGCAGAAGAAGGUGCAAUACGCGUUUCACCGGCGUCUGGGCGCACAAAGGGGCUGUCAGGCGGUGACGCCUCACGUGGACCUAGCAUGAGUGAUGUUGUUCGUGUCCGAGAACAGACACUGUGGGUAAAGCCGCCGUGA
Durusdinium trenchii is the source of this 1068-nucleotide messenger RNA. The record is from the annotation of a GenBank genome assembly. NCBI's taxonomy places the organism in Eukaryota, Dinophyceae, Suessiales, Symbiodiniaceae.